Molecule: messenger RNA, 1328 nt
Organism: Punica granatum (pomegranate)
Lineage: Eukaryota; Viridiplantae; Streptophyta; Magnoliopsida; Myrtales; Lythraceae
Source: RefSeq, a predicted model, not a curated record
UUCAUCAUUGCCUAAGCCUGUUAUAUAUAUCGUUGUUAACUAUUGCCACAUCAGUUUGCCAACUCCAGAGAUUAUACAGAACAAUGGGCUCCUAUAUGGAUGAGAAUAUUAUCGGUGAAGAUGAUAUACCCACCUACGCGGCAUCAUUGCUGGUACCAAAUGUUCAAGAAAUGGUUAGGAAAAAUCCUCUCGAAGUUCCCCAGAGAUACAUCAGGACCCAGGAAGAUGUUGCCAAGAUCAAUUGUAUCCUCUCGCCAGAGAUCCCCACCAUUGAUCUAUCUUCACUCUUGGGAGGAUGCCGGGACGAGCUCGAGAAACUCCAUGAGGCUUGCCAAGACUGGGGCUUCUUUCAGGUAGUAAAUCAUGGAAUGCCCAGACAAGUGAUGCGGGCGAUGAACGAAGUUACUGCACAGUUCUUCGAUCUUCCAUUAGAAGAAAAGAACAAAUUGUCGAUGCCAUCAGACGAUAUACAAGGCUAUGGCCACGCCUAUGUUGUAUCUGAGGAUCAGAAGCUCGAUUGGUCUGAUGCUCUUAUUCUCAUCAUCUAUCCAAACCACUUCCGGCGGCUCAAGUACUGGCCUACCUCACCAGAACAUUUCAGAGAAACUCUGGAGUCAUAUUCGAGUGAAAUCAGGAGAAUUGGAGACGAGCUCAUGGGCUCAGUAGCAUUGACCAUGGGACUUGACAAGGAUGCCAUGCUCAAGCUGCAUGGGGACUUGCUCCAAGCUCUACGCGUGAACUACUACCCAACUUGUCAGAAACCCGAUGAAGUGGUGGGAGUUAGUCCACACUCAGAUACGAGCAUCAUCACCAUACUAUUGCAGAGCGAUGAGACAGAAGGGUUACAGAUUCAGCACGAUGGAAUGUGGAUCCCAGUCAAGCCAAUUCCUGAUGCUCUCGUGGUUAAUGUCGGGGAUGUUCUUGAGAUUUGGACAAAUGGGAAAUACAAGAGCAUUGAGCACAGGGUCGUGACCAAUGAGAAGAAGCCCAGAAUCUCUUUGGCGUCUUUCAUAGCCCCACUCGAUGACAUGGAGAUUGAGCCUCUCGAUCAUAUGGUGGAUCAGGAAAGGCCGUGUAAGAUGUACAAGAAAGUGAAGUAUGGAGAGUAUCUGAGACAUUCCAUGAACAGGAAGAUGGAGGGGAAAGCCCACACUCAAAUGGCCAAGGCUUAAUAUCAGUCAUAUUAGUUUAUAAGCUCCAAUAGAUGUGGGCAUCUAUAAAGUUGCACGCACUUAUUAUCCAUUCGUGAUUCAGGCCAUUUUCAGUUUUGUUUUGUAUGAUUACGCAGUGUGUAAAUAUGAAAAAGCAGAAGAAGCACCACAGAAAUU